Molecule: messenger RNA, 2479 nt
Organism: Prosopis cineraria
Lineage: Eukaryota; Viridiplantae; Streptophyta; Magnoliopsida; Fabales; Fabaceae
Product: NAC domain-containing protein 54-like
Exons: 7
Coding region: 141-2294 (717 amino acids)
Biological process (GO): regulation of DNA-templated transcription
Molecular function (GO): DNA binding
Source: RefSeq, a predicted model, not a curated record
CAUCCUCUUUGCCUCUUCUCUUAGAUCAUUCUCAACCUCUUCCUCUCUCUCUCUCUCUCUCUCUCUCUCUCUCUGCCGCCUUUGGAUCUUCUUCCUCUAAGGUCAACAAAGAAGGAGGUCCCAAGGUAGCUAUAAUCGAGAUGGCACCAGUUUCAUUUCCUCCAGGUUUCAGGUUCCACCCUACAGAUGAAGAGCUUGUUGCGUACUAUCUCAAAAGAAAGAUCAAUGGCCGAAAGAUUGAGUUAGAGAUUAUCCCUGAAGUUGAUCUUUACAAGUGUGAACCAUGGGACUUGCCAGGAAAAUCUCUGCUACCAGGGAAAGACUUGGAGUGGUAUUUCUUCAGUCCUCGAGACAGAAAAUAUCCGAACGGGUCGAGAACGAACAGAGCGACGAGAUGUGGGUAUUGGAAGGCCACGGGGAAGGAUAGGAAAGUGAAUUCUCAGAGUCGUGCAGUGGGGAUGAAGAAAACCCUAGUUUAUUAUCGAGGAAGGGCCCCACAUGGCUCUCGCACUGGUUGGGUCAUGCACGAGUAUCGUCUUCACGAGCGUGAAUGUCAACCUGCUUCUUCUCGCAUGCAGGAGGCAUAUUCUCUAUGUCGUGUGUUCAAGAAGAGCGCAGUGAUAAGCCCAAAGAUAGAAGAAAAGCAGUAUCAGCAUCAUCAUUAUCAUCAUCAGCAGCAGCAGCAGAUGGCGAGUGAUCAGACGUCGUCCAGCAUUAACAAUGACCUUUACUCUGAAGGAAGAGGCGAAGAUCACUUGGAGAGCUCCAACGAUUACUUGAUGAUGCCCCUUGAUCAUCAUUCAUCACCAUCCUACAUGCACCACCCAAAUGUCUUCCAUAAUAAUCAUGUCAAUUAUUCUUGUGGAAUCACUCAACAUCAUGUGAAUAAUCCUAGCUGGUCACACUUGAUGUCAGAUGAUGAUCCCUUGUUAAGCCUUCCACCAACUUCUUCAUUUCGCAAUUAUGAAGCCGUCUCCUAUCCUCCCUCCAAGGUGGACAUAGCUUUAGAGCGUGCAAGGAUGCAGCACAGGUUCAGUAUGCCCCCAUUGGAGGUGGAGGACUUCCCUCAAGUUGGGAUUCCUGAACUGAACAUGCCACAACCAUCUGAUCAUUCUGGUGCCAUAAUUCAUGGAAGCACAACUACUGAAACAACAACAGAUAUUUUGCAGGAGAUUCUAUCAGUAGCUCAUGCUUCUCAGGAACUCAUUAAUCAGACCUCAAACUAUAAUCCACCCACCACAUGGGGUGGCGGUGGCAGCGGAAACUAUGCUCCUCAUGAAGAAGAUGACGACGACUUCACCUUCAUGGUGGGAAGAGGAAGUGAUGAUCAGAACUAUAGCUACAACCACCAGGUGAGUGACUUGAGUUCCAUGAUCAGAGGCAUUAAUAGUGAGACUACUACUACAUGGGAAGAUCAGAACACAGUUAGGUCAAUAGAGAUUGCAGAUCUGGCUGAUGAGUUCAAGGCAGAGAGGAUGGUCGAGAACUUGAGAUGGGUUGGAAUGUCAAGCAAAAGUAUGGAGAAGAGCUUUCCAGAAGAUCAAAAGGCUGUUCCUAUUGAGGAUAUUACAAAUUUCCAAAUAAACAAGGAAGAAAAUGGGGUGCAAGAGUCUGUGCAGCACGAAAGCAACAACAUCAAUGACUUCUCAUUGGGAUUCCUUAAUUAUGAUGAACCAAAUGAGAACUUCAUUGAUGAAGGUACCCCCAUGGAUGAUUAUUCAAGCUCUCCAAGCUGCUUUGAGAUGGUUGAGGAAGUAAAAGUCAGCCAUGGAAUGUUUGUGGCAACUCACCAAGCAGCCAAGACAUUCUUUCACCAGAUAGUUCCUUCACAAACCCUCAAGGUUCAUCUGAACCCAGUAAUGGCAAACAACACUAAUCUUUCAGCAGAAAAUGAAGAAACAGCAGCACAGACACAAACAUUGAGAAUGGAGAAACAAGGGUCCUUUUUCACAAAACUGGAAGACCAUGUGAUAGGAAAGCUAAUAAUGAAGCCUUCAAAGACUGCUAGUGCCAUUAUGUUCAUCUUUGCAUUUCUCUUGAUGUAUUUUGCUUCUUAUUUUGGGGAGCAUUCACAAAUCUGGAACCUAGAUCCUCAAAAUGAAGAUGUCAAAGAGAAAUGUUGCUCUUGUGCAAGGAGCAAGAAGAAAUUCUCAAGGAAUGAGAAAGAAAGGAUUUGGUUUGUUGGUAUAAAAAGUGGAAGAGGGUUAAGUGUGGUGUUGAAGAAGGUAGGGAUUUUCCUUACAAUUUCUUUGGCACUUUGCACAAUGUGGGCUAACCACGUCACAGUUGAUUAACCCUCUAAAUUGACCAUUUGUUUUGUUAAAUCGUAGAAGGUUUAAUUCCCUAGGUUUCUCCCAAUUAAAAUAGCUUGGAGGCUGAUGGAUCCCAAUAUGUACUUGUACUUUACUUUGACAUACUUUCUUUGAUUAAGUUGCUUGUACUCUCCACUUAUAUAGCAUAACUUACCUUUACUUUUUUU